Polyodon spathula (Mississippi paddlefish) is the source of this 3195-nucleotide messenger RNA. RefSeq names its product cytosolic iron-sulfur assembly component 2A-like. NCBI's taxonomy places the organism in Eukaryota, Metazoa, Chordata, Actinopteri, Acipenseriformes, Polyodontidae. The record is from RefSeq and is a predicted model, not a curated record. The coding region runs from base 11 to 595 and encodes 194 amino acids. The transcript is spliced from 5 exons.
ACGCAGUUGAAUGAGCUCGGUACUUGGCAGCUCCUGCCUACACGAGGAAGUGAAAGCAGGUCAGUGUGACAGCGGGCAGCCGCGCCAUGGCGGAGCUGGAAGAUGGAAGAUGGAAGUAGCGUACGGGCUUGUUUCUUAUACUUUAGCCAAACUUUUCCUGCUCUCCCGUCUUUCCAAGAAGGAUAAUGCGCAGAGAUCCAAGAAGAUGGAAGAUAAAGCUUUAGAAGUUUAUGAUGUGAUCCGUACAAUCCGAGACCCUGAAAAACCCAACACCCUGGAGGACCUGGAAGUGGUGUCUGAGAGCUGUGUGGAGGUGCAGGAAAUAGGAGCAGAGGAGUACCUCAUCGUUAUCAAGUUCACCCCCACCGUACCGCACUGCUCUCUGGCUACCCUCAUUGGUCUUUGCCUGCAAGUGAAGCUCCAGAGAUGUUUACCAUAUAAACAUAAGUUGGAGAUUUACAUUUCUGAGGGGACCCAUUCCACGGAGGAAGACAUUAAUAAACAGAUCAAUGACAAAGAAAGAGUUGCCGCAGCCAUGGAGAACCCCAAUCUGCGAGAGAUAGUAGAGCAGUGCGUCAUAGAGCCGGACGACUGACGACUACAUCUCCUGAGAAAGAAGGACUUGCCUUUACAGUCCAGAGCUGCUUGUGUCAUUUUUAAUGACCUUACAUCAGGGAUAUGUUUUAAUGGGAUAGGGUUUUGGUUUUAAAGAGAGGGAAGAGGUUCUGUCCAGUGCCUCAAGUUUGACCUCACAAUUGGAGUGUGGCUGUUCUUUUUGUGGGCUCUGUUUUAGGGUCCCUCUUUACAUUGAUGACAGUCCCAUUGCUGGAGGAAAGUAGGCAGCUUAAAUAGAACAAGAGCACUAAGCAUUUGCCCCAGUUCUUUUUUUUUUUUUUCUCAGUGUACAGCUGGUGCAAAUUCUGCACUGGUGUAAAAGCUUAGUGAAAGCAAGCUGCAAAAGGUUUCUGUAAAAUAGUUCAACAUUGUGGCAUCAUACAGUGUCUAAGAGGGCGUGUGGUUACCUCUGUCCUCUCUCUCAGGUGGGGUCAUGAUUAGGCAGUGGCAUUUGGUGAAGAGUUAUUGGCAGUGGGAGGGCUACUGCAUGCAUCAGCAAGUUAACACAUAAGUUGUGGGGGGUAGUCUCUUAAUACUUUACCAGCUGUAUAUUCUGUCAGUUUCAUAGCUCUUGUAAGGUACAUGGGCAGUUAAUAGUUUUCUGCAAACCUGACACCCUCCCCAACAGGGUGCUGUUAUAAGAGAAUAAUACACCAUUUCCGUCAGCCAGACUGCUUCAGUAGCUCUGAUACUUUCUUGAGUGCUUCUUGGUACCAUAAAACAGUCAACCCAGGUGUGAGAACAGUGCAAGUAGUAAUGGUAGCGUUUAUUUUACUAUUAUGUUUAUGACAGGGUUCUAUUAGGGGUUCUGUCAAUUUGAAUGUAUAUUUCGAUGCAUAGAGAACAUGUAAUAUUUCUGAAAGGGCAGUGCUGCCUAUUGUAGAACAAAGACUUGAUGCAGAAUGCUGGAUAAGAAUAAAAAAGGAAAGGGCUUUCAGCCUCAAAGCUCUUUUGUUGAGUAGCACAGAGGCUCAAAUCUCUAAAGGCUGAGGCCAUGCAGUUAAGUGUUUUAACCUUUUUAUGUUUUCCCCCUUUCAGAAUGCAUUUUGUUAUCCAUGCCUUUGUUUUAUUGUGUGUAAUGUGUGAAUUCCCACUUGCAGGCAUGUUAAUGGGAAUUUCACAUUGGUCUCGUGGCAAAAACAUAAAAACUUAAAUGAACCAGAAUGGGUGCACAUUGCGGAUUUUGUAAUGAGGUUUCUGCACAGGGUAGUAUGUGCCCUUCUGUUUAGGCAGGAGCACGCAGGUCCACUAACACAGGAUGAUUGGUCGGGUGUAUCCCCCAGGACUAGACGAGGGUUUUACCUCCAGGAAGCCAGACAGUGCGCUGAAUGUGUGGAUUGCUGUUUUAGACAACGAGAACUACAACAAAGAAAACAAAGAUACACGAUUGCCCUUGGGAAUCUUCAGAAGGGUUUGGAGGACAGUGGAAGGAUUUAUUAUUAUUAUUGUUUCUAAUAAUGUAGAGCAAUUUAGAUGUGGCCCAUGCUGUGCUCAUGUGGCUAGGUUUAUUGAACCAGAAUUGCAAUUUGCUUUGGUGUUUGUUUUUUUGAUGGUGGGGUGGGGGUCUGUACUAAUGUACUGACUUCUAGUAUCCCAGACGUCUUCCGUAGGUUCACUUUUGUGUCCUUAAAUUUACAUUCAGGUGUUACUUGCUCAUCAAACCUGAUAACAGACAGAGUUUUUCUGGGUACAUAAUAAAACAAAAGUAUGCCUAAAGGGAGGGGGCAGAAUAACUGUAUACCACUGUUAAAUUACUUUUAUAAUUCUCCCACUGAGAAGUGCUUUUAUACACAGAGUACAGUAUCGUGCUGUUUGCUAAAAAUAUAUGUUUUUUUCCAUUUAGCAAUUCAACAAAGACUGAACGUGUUUAAUUGAAUGCGAUUAUACACAGCGGGGCCCGGUUUUCAGUAGCACCAGGACUCACUGAUUGGAAUAAAUGCUUUAUCUGAGUUUUGUCAAAUGUGUUCUAAUUUAUUUAAAGAAAAUAUUCACCCUAUUCAGACACAUUUGUUAUGUUUUACCCAGUAAUUAGAAAUCUGUUUGCAACUCUCUACCAUAAUAACAACUGUGAUAUUUUGUCAAGUUUUGUUUUUUUUUUUUUUUUUUUUUUUAACAUCAGAGUUGAUUUAGAAAUAUUGUAAACUACUGACCCGGAUAACCUUGUUUUAUUAUUAUGUUCUACUAAAGAGCCCUCAUUGCUUUCAGAUUCUUUAUUCUGCCGAAAUGCAAUGUCAAUUUCAAAAGAUGCCAUUGGAAUUGUAAAAAAAAAAAAAAAAAAAAAAAAAAAAAAAAAACUACUACGAAGGGCAUUUCAAAGUUGAAUUUAAAAAAGAAAAUGUGUGUGUGUGUGUAUAAUAUCUUUGCAAGUAUUUUAGAAGAUAAUCUAUACUGCAGAGAUGGCCAUGUUGAUUACAUCUGGAAUCAGUCCUAUUUCAAUACAAGCUUUUAUAAAUCAAUGUACUCGUUUGUACACAGUCUGUAUGCACUGUGUAAACCUAUUGUAAAUGUCUGAUCACUACUCUCUUCACUGAGAUGUUUUUUUUUUUAUUAUUAUUUAAAUAAAGCUAUACUCUGAAGAUA